GCGGCUUCCCACGUGGGCGGAGAGUCCGGGGCUGCAGGAUGUAGAGAUGGGGGCUCGCGUGAGCCGCGCCUUCAGGAACUUCAACCUGGAGAACCGAGCCGAGCGGGAGAUCAGCAAGAUGAAGCCCUCCACGGCUCCCAAGCACCCUUCCACCCGCGACCUCCUGCAGGAGCAGCUGAGUCAGCAUCCAGAAAUCAAAGAAGAAGUUUCCAGGAAAGAUAACAAGCUGUUGUCAUUACUAAAAGAUGUAUAUGUCGACUCCAAAGAUCCGGUGACAUCCUUGCCGGUAAAAGAUGCCCAAGUGCUGCGGCAAGGACCGAAGGAGUUCAGACUGCCCAUAGGACAGCAGUUCGAUAAGAAUGUCAUGGACAUUCCCAAAGGCAAAGUUUCUGUUGUAGAAGCGUUGACACUUCUCAAUAACCAUAAACUUUCUCCAGAAACAUGGACUGCCGAGAAAAUUGCCCAAGAGUACCAUUUAGAACUGAAAGAUGUAAAUUCCGUUCUCAAAUAUUUUGUUACUUUUGAAGUCAAAAUCUUUCCUCCAGAAGACAGGAAAGCAAUACCAUCAAAAUGAAGGAAUCAUAAGACAGCUGCCUGUGUGUCCUCCAUGCACGGUGUCCUAGUUCAGUGUAUUAAAUUACACAAGUUACUGUGAACCCAGUGCCUGCUUCCAGCACUCUUUGACCUCUUCAGGAUUGUUCAGAGAAUGUUCUUUUUUUUUUUAACUUUAUGUAUGUGUAAUUCCUGCAUAUAUGUCAGCAUGACCAAUCCCAUGUAUAAAUUUAUUAUAAGUAAGACAGGUAAUGUGUCAUUUUAGACACAUCAGCUUUUAAAUUAAUCAUGUGGCCCAAAUCAUUUAAUAUUAAGUUUCACUUUCCAGUUUAGGAUGGUUUGUUCUUUGUAGGAGACACUGAAAGCUGGAGCCGUCCUACCCCUGUAAGACUGGCAUUUUGUUGGGGAAAGAGAUUCUCAGGUGAGACACGGUGACUAUUUCCCAAAUACACUGAGUACAAAAGUAGAAAAUGCAUAUUACCACCUUGAGAAUAAACAUCCAUAGAAUUUGUUAUGUUUUGAAUUGGUUUUAAGUAUGAAAUAACUUUUUAGAACAAUUGGUGGCAUCUGUAACAUGUCAACAGUCUCUUUUGACAAGUAGAAGUUACUUUAAGAGCUUUCGGAGAGACAGGCAGUACCUACGACUAUUAGAACAAGUAACUUCCGCCAGUCAAGAAGUAAGAGAACUAUGUAAGAAACAGCUUAAAAGGAUCUAAAUCUUAUGAUCAAACAUACCUGUUUUCGUUCUAGGAGAAAAAGUAGCAAACAGAAGUAUAAACUAAUAGUCCCCAAAGGGACCUGGGAAGUUACUGGUCAUUCAUCUUAACGCAGAAGCAUAGCACACUCCAGUAAUAGAAUCUCAAACGAGGUACUAUGACAUGUUUUACCUGUGGGUUCUUGGCUGUAUUGUUUGGUCUCUCUGUAAUUGAUUUUUCUAUAAAAGUAUAUUGCUGCCUUGUGUAAAUUCCAGGACAGUAGUGAAGAUAAAUGACAAAGGACCAAGCAAAUACAAAUUCUUGUAGUUAAAGUAGGUGUCUAAACCUAUGACUGAAUUGUUUAUGAUAUAAGGAAGUCAGAAUUUAGGUUUUGAAAGUCUUACUAGUAUUUUUAUUUAUUAUGCCAAAAAGGAACACAUUUCAAAAGGACAGAAUGCAGUUGGAAUUGGGAUUGUCCAUAUACUUUCAAGGGGACACAGAUAGAUUUCGCUCUAGAGUCCCUGGAAAUGAUGUGGAAAUUGAGAGGGAUUCAGCAUGGUGAUGGAAUGAGGCAGGUGUGAUAGCAAAGACGGGAAAUGAAUGGGAAGUUUGUGAGCUUUCUUCAGAUGUAGUACCAUCCCUGGUUAUUUGUGGUUCCUACGGAAGUUUAAGAGAACACACUAAUUCUGAUCAGUACAAAAUUACAUCUGAAAACUCAAAUCAAUUAAAACCAUCGUCCUUUAAUUCGGAAUGAAUUACUUUGAAUCGCUAGUACUACUUCAUACUCAUUUUUCCCGUGUGGUUCAUCUGAUGUAAAUGUGGCUUCUGUUGUAUGGAAUCACACAAUAAAAAUACUUCCAUUUUA
Microtus ochrogaster (prairie vole) is the source of this 2112-nucleotide messenger RNA. RefSeq names its product NADH:ubiquinone oxidoreductase complex assembly factor 4 (gene Ndufaf4). The record is from RefSeq and is a predicted model, not a curated record. Gene Ontology annotation, cellular component: mitochondrion. Lineage: Eukaryota; Metazoa; Chordata; Mammalia; Rodentia; Cricetidae. Gene Ontology annotation, biological process: mitochondrial respiratory chain complex I assembly.